AAGCGUGCGAGACAUCAGCCAGGCUUUUACGCAACGUUACUGAAUAAUGUUUGCGAUCGUGCCUGUAAUUCAAAAUAUCGUCCGAAGGUAAAGCCAACUGUAAUGGGUAUUUACGAAGUAGAGCGCAUUGUUGCAAAACGAGUUAAAGGAAGAAAAACAGAAUACUUCAUCCAUUGGCAGAAUUACUCCCCUAGUGAAAAUACCUGGGAACCAGCCGAACAUUUGCCGGAAGAUCUCAUCGCUGUCUUCGAGAACAGGUCUGUCGAUCCAAUUCACGCUGAUGAACGUAGAGAGAAUUUGUCUCUACUAUUC
Molecule: messenger RNA, 312 nt
Organism: Pocillopora meandrina
Lineage: Eukaryota; Metazoa; Cnidaria; Anthozoa; Scleractinia; Pocilloporidae
Source: the annotation of a GenBank genome assembly